AUGAGCAUCUUCAAGUUCAUGGUCUUGGCUGCUAUUGCUGCUACUGCCAUGGCGGCGCCGAGGUACAAGAGAGUCGGAUGCUAUCGCGAUGCGGACAUGGGAGGAGGAGAGCGGGUGAUCCCGUCUCUGGAGCACACGGACGCGAGGCUGAACGACAACUAUCGCUUCAGACGUGCCCCCAUCAACAGCUGCGCGCAAGUGGCAUGGGACAGAAAACUCCCUGGGUUUGUCCUGCAGGCAAGUGCAAGAGCAGUCGCCUUCCUCUAUCCCUUCCCGCUGACUCGUCGACCUUUCGGGCAGGAUGGCGGAUGGUGCGGAGGGUCUGAGAACAUGCUCACAAGGUACAACAUGUUCGGAGAGGCUGAGAACAUGUCGCCGCCUUAUGAUUGCGUCAAUGGGCGGGGAGGGUUGUGGUCCAACGACGUCUACAUCUUCACAGAGAGAGAGGCAGAGAAAGAGGAGAUCUGA
This is a messenger RNA of Guillardia theta CCMP2712, 468 nucleotides long. RefSeq lists its product as hypothetical. Lineage: Eukaryota; Cryptophyceae; Pyrenomonadales; Geminigeraceae. Bases 1 to 468 code for a protein of 155 amino acids. The record is from RefSeq and is a predicted model, not a curated record. The transcript is spliced from 5 exons.